Molecule: messenger RNA, 930 nt
Organism: Oppia nitens
Lineage: Eukaryota; Metazoa; Arthropoda; Arachnida; Sarcoptiformes; Oppiidae
Exons: 3
Coding region: 1-930 (309 amino acids)
Source: RefSeq, a predicted model, not a curated record
AUGUCCAACAAUAAUACCAAUAAUAAUAAACAGUUAACUGAUCCUGGUCAUCAAUUGGUACCCAAUUAUGUACACUAUGUACUGUUUAGAGUCAAUGAGAUACAGUUUCAACAUUUUAUAUCUAUACUAUCAGUCCUACGUAAUCAACGUCCGGAUCGUCUAUACAUACAUUGCGAUUGUCGGGAACUGGUAGGUCAGUACUAUAGACGCGCACAGUUAGCUGCCAAUAGGACUGGUAGCCGAUUGAUUGUCCGACAGAUCCGGAUGCCUACCCAUGCUUACGGUACGGCUAUUAAUUCUACACAUCUGCCAUGGCAUGCAUCGGAUAUAGUUAGGGUACAGGUGCUCAGGAAAUUUGGUGGUAUCUAUUUGGAUAGGGAUGUCUAUGUUAUCAAAUCGUUUGAUGAGUUUUUUAAAUAUCCGAUGACUUUGGACUUUCAAAAUGUCUUUGAAAUCGGCAAUCAAGUACUCAUAGGCCAUCCGUCGUCACAAUUUUUGCGUCUAUACUCCCAAUCGUUUAGCAAAUACGAUGCCAACAAAACUUUCUACUUUAAUGCAGGGGUACGCCCGGUGCUCGACAUUGUACACAAAUGGCCAAAACUUAUACACCGUAUGACCGGCCAGUUUGGUGUCCGACCCGACAUAUGUCGCUAUCUGUAUACGAGUUUUGAUCGCCAAAACUGGGAGGCCGUCAAUGACACCGAUACCGACCAAAGCACCGGUAGUUACUAUUAUUCGGCACAUCUACUCAUACGAGGCAACGAUUUCUAUGAAAACGGCCGCAAAUGGUGUCUACCGGACAUAAGUCCGGCAGUUGUCUGGUAUGACGAACAGGUUGUCCGUACGGUUAACAAUACGUUUGCCGCAAUGGCCCGCAAUGUACUGGACUUUGAGCGCCGAUUGGUUGGCCAAACAUUAAUAAAAUUAUAA